AUGGGGAAAUCAUCGACCUUUACUGAAACGACGGCCACACACAAUUGUGUGGAGAAGAAGAAGAGACGUCGUCUUCAUCCCGUCCGCCGCAUUGCGAGAUUGUUGCUUGGUGGCUCGAAGUCGAAGAGGGAAGGGAGAGAUACAACAUCGGCAGAUGGUGACAAUCACGAAACAGAGGGCAAGACUUGUUAUGGUGCCUCGCGAUGGCAAAAUGUCCUCCCGUUCCUCGAGCCACUCAUUGCGCUCGAUCCAAAGCUCUCUUUCAUCGAAGACCGCAUCCUCAAGCGGCCAACACCAACAACGAGCGAGAAAGUCCGACAACAACAACAUAAACCAGAGCCACCCCGCACACUCCGUCAUCUCCAACAAAGAGUCCAAGACGAAGAUGUAUUCUGCAAUUGCGACGAAUGCGCGCCGAAAUACUACAAAAUCAGCACCACAGCCUCCCACGGCACAAUUCGCGACCUCCCACCACAAGACUCCCAAUCCACCACAUCCACCAAGAAAACAAGAAGUUUCCAAACACCACUCCAACUAAAAACCCCCACACCAAUCCUCCCUACCCUAACCCUCCGCUUCCACGGCGGCACCUACGAAGCCAUGACCCUAGUCCGACACCACAUCGCCUGGCUCGACGCAACCUACCUGCACCCAUCCGCCUCGCCCACCGUAGCCGUCAAGAAACUGCGCACCUUACUAACAGCCUGGCACCCGCACCUCAGCAGCGCAAACCUCCGGCACACACUCUCCACGCACCAAUUAGCGACGCUAUUCUCGCACCUCAACGCCGUCUUCUUUGCAGGCUGCGUACCGCCGCAUAACAAGACGCUGAGCGCGGGCUUCAGCUAUUUGAGUGAAGCGUCGGCGGCGGCGGUAUCGUCACGCCUCUCAACCCUUCUCCACGAAAUGUCCCACGCUUACCUCCAAGCCUACACCUGCGCCGCCUGUCCCACACACGCCUCCUCCAUCGGGCCCCUCGGCCACGGCCGCGCGUGGCAGCUGCUAGCCGCGAAAAUCGAACACGUGGCUUCUGUUCUCCUGGGUACGGGCAUGGAUCUCGGGCGCUUGCCGGCGUUGUUGCGCGAUGUGGGUGCUGGCGCGGCGUUGCCGAGUUGGCAUGAUUUGGGGGUUUGGGGGAUGCUUGCGGGGGAGAAGGAGAAGGAGAGGAGGGAGUUGGGAAGAGAGGAUAGUGGGGUUGGUGGAUUGGUUGGACUGGGUGGGGAGAGGGUGGUUAGGAGUAGAGGGGGGGUAGGCAGUAGGGGGAAGAGUAGGGCGGGGAGUAGUAAGAGUGGGGAUGGGAGGUUGUGGUGGUUGAUGGAUGAGAAGGCCGAGGGGAGUGAGAUUGCGAGGAGGAGUGUGAGGUUGGUUUUUGAUAACGAGGAUGGGUGA
This is a messenger RNA of Pyrenophora tritici-repentis Pt-1C-BFP, 1389 nucleotides long. The record is from RefSeq and is a predicted model, not a curated record. NCBI's taxonomy places the organism in Eukaryota, Fungi, Ascomycota, Dothideomycetes, Pleosporales, Pleosporaceae.